AUGUUUAGUUUUGAAAGCUCAACUGUUAAAAUUUGUUCCGCAGCGGAAGAAGAGACCGACUUCAGAAGCAGACAAAAUGCAAACGGUUUCCCGUCUUCACAGUCUAGUUUGUCUGCAGGUUUGGAUACAGAGCAAAACGGUGGGCAAUCUGAUGAGGAAAACCCAAAUCCCGCUAAUGCAAGCCAUGACAAGUUGACUAAGAGCAUCCGCGUGGAAGAGACCUGUGAGCUCUUAAGUGAAGCUUCUAUGGAGGUCCCAGUUGUGAAUGAAACGGCUGUGGCAAAUGAAGCUACUGAUUACAUUACCACUGGGUCCCAGAACAGUUCUAGCAUGUGCCAUGAUGAGUUAUCACAAGGACCGACUCAGCUAACUUCAGAACGCAACUUGACAGGGGCUACUGGCAGCACGGUUGUGAAGUUGCCAGGAAAGAAAGCGGGCAGAUACAGUCGGAAAGGCAGGGGAAGAGGUAAAUGAUGGCCGAUUAUGUUCUGUACUUUCAUUAUUUAUUUUGUACCUUAGCCCAGGGGGGAUUUUCCACGUAGGUCACUUGUAGGAUUACUGUGAACGAUGUUUAUUGUAGGGUAGAAAUCUUGUUCAUCCAUUUAGUUAUGAGAUAUUGCAGUUUCAGUUUCAAGAAAUCAAUUCAGAAGUUUGUUAACUUGGAUAUAAUUUAAUAACACUUUUUUAGUUGUUAC
Messenger RNA from Ilex paraguariensis (yerba mate), 695 nucleotides. NCBI's taxonomy places the organism in Eukaryota, Viridiplantae, Streptophyta, Magnoliopsida, Aquifoliales, Aquifoliaceae. The record is from the annotation of a GenBank genome assembly.